Myodes glareolus (Bank vole) is the source of this 1998-nucleotide messenger RNA. Lineage: Eukaryota; Metazoa; Chordata; Mammalia; Rodentia; Cricetidae. The record is from RefSeq and is a predicted model, not a curated record.
GUCUCCUCCUCUCGCCGCCCCUCCAUGUGCCCGGGUGCCGCCGUUUCGCCUCGGGCCGCCGCUCACCCCGGGGUCUAUGGAAGUGAUGGAAGGACCUCUCAACCUUGUUCCUUGUGAGGAUUAAAGGAGUAAACAGAUAAAGGGCACGGAGAACCGUGCUUUAUAGCUAGAACGUUCGAGGAUUUAGCCGCUGUUAUAAUGAGACCAUAAGCCCUUGACAUUUUCCCUUAAUGAGAUUUAUUUGGACUGGUUGAGCUUGAACGCCCAAGAGUGGUCACCUCGCUGGAGCCAGGUUAGCAGCUCGGAGAAUCCUAUCCCAGGGUUACUAAAGUUAGGCCCUGCCUCCAUUCCUCAGCUGUUUACACUUAAGGAUGACCACACCGGCUCACCAACAGAGCCGACGUGCAGACCGUUUGUUAGCUGCUGGCAAAUACGAAGAAGCGAUUUCUUGUCACAAAAAAGCUACAGCUUAUCUCUCUGAAGCCAUGAAGUUGACACAGUCUGAGCAGGCUCACCUAUCACUGGAACUGCAACGGGACAGCCACAUGAAACAGCUUCUCCUCAUCCAGGAGAGGUGGAAGAGAGCAAAGCGCGAGGAGCGGUUGAAAGCACAGCAGAGCACGGACAGGGACGGAACCCCCCACCUGCAGGCAUCUCACAAGCCCUCUGAGGACAUGGAGGGUCAGAACCCUCUUCUUUCUCAGACGUACAUCCCUUCCACAGAGAAGCGCCUCCCCGAGCUUCAGGGGGUCUUUGACAGGGAUCCAGACACAUUGCUAUAUUUACUUCAGCAAAAGAAUGAACCAACAGAGCCAUGUAUUGGAAGCAAAGCCCCAAAAGAUGAUAAAACAAUAAUAGAGGAGCAGGCAACCAAAAUUGCAGAUUUGAAGAGGCAUGUGGAGUUCCUCGUGGCUGAGAAUGAAAGAUUAAGGAAAGAAAAUAAACAACUAAAGGCUGAGAAGGCCAGACUCCUGAAAGGACCAACGGAGAAGGAGCUGGACGUUGAUGCCGACUUUGUAGAAAAGUCAGAGCUGUGGAGCUUGCCACCGCACUCGGACACUGCCACAGCCUCUUCAACGUGGCAGAAGUUUGCUGCGAAUACUGGGAAAGGCAAGGACAUUCCAAUACCCAAUCUUCCUCCUCUGGAUUUUCCCUCUCCAGAACUUCCUAUUAUGGAGCUCUCUGAGGACAUUCUGAAAGGAUUCAUGAAUGAUUAAAAUGGAAGGCCAUUGGAGAGGCUGGUGACAGUUAAUCCAGAAAAGAAUACAAAGGGAAAGCCACGCCCCAGGGGAAUCCCAGAAAUGCUCCUUCAUCUGGUAUACUGUGGGAGAAGAGGCGGUGCCAGGACCUGGGAAAGUCACUGUGAAACAUCACUUAUCUUACGACUAAAGCUCGUGAUUCCGAUUUGGCAGACACUGAACUCUGGAUGGAGGUUCGCUUUCUUAUGAUACAAACCAAAUGGCUACCUGGAAUAAUUUUUCAGUUAUUUUUCUUAUCUUCAGGGUUAAAUGUAUAAAAGUAUGUCAUGUGUAAUUAAUCUAUAAUGCCAUAAAUGAUAAUGCAAAAGCUAAAUAUGGUGGCCUGAGAGGCUCACUUGUAUUUGGAACAUGCUUUCUAUCAUGCAUUGACUGUAUGCAUUUUAUGCACAUUUUGUUUGUUGAGAUACGGUGUGUAAGAUACACCCUUCCAGAUGGAACUGUAUGUGCCACAGUUUGCACUACUCGUAACAUAAUGAUAACCUCAAGAUUAUCAGGAGAAAUAUUUAAAUUUCCAUUUUAUGAAGAAAGGAACCAAAUUAUUAGUUAUGCUUUUUUUUAAAAAAAUUACCAGUUUACAUAAUUAAUCAGGGUGCAUUUUAAGUUCUAACUUUGUGUUAUAUGAUGCAUCAUUUGAAAAUACUGAGGAACUCUUCCUUUGUUCUGAAUGAUGCAUGUGUGAAAGUAAUGCUAGUUAGCAGUAUUUGAUUGUAAGAAAUCAAUAAAGUAAUUGUGUUUCAUA